AUGAUCCCCGGCUGUGUCGACUCGCUCACUCUCUAUCCCCCCCCCACCCCGGCCCUCGACGAGCUCCUGCUGCGCCACUUUGCGGCGGAGAUCGAGGCCCGGCACGGAGUCGACGCGCUGGCGGGCGCGCGGCUCCGCGCCGCGUGCGAGGGGCUGCGGCGCGUGCUCUCGGCGAACAGAGACGCGUCUUUCUCCCUCGAGUGUUUGGUCGGCGAGACGGACGCGCCGCUGCUUGGGCGGGUGCGGGAGGCGUGCUGCGCGGCGCUGCGCGGCGCCGGCCUCGAGCCGCGCGACGUCUACUCCGUCGAGAUGUUGGGAGGCCUCUCGAGGAUGCCUGCCGUCGGGGAGGCCGUCUCUACCUCCUUCCAGAUGCCGACGCGCCGCUCGCUCAACGCGGAGGAGGCACGAGAUCUGGGGAGAGAUGGGGAGAUGUUCCGCUUCUAG
Molecule: messenger RNA, 444 nt
Organism: Emiliania huxleyi CCMP1516
Lineage: Eukaryota; Haptophyta; Isochrysidales; Noelaerhabdaceae
Exons: 4
Coding region: 1-444 (147 amino acids)
Biological process (GO): protein folding
Cellular component (GO): cytosol; nucleus
Molecular function (GO): ATP-dependent protein folding chaperone; ATP binding
Source: RefSeq, a predicted model, not a curated record